AGCAAAUCUUUACCGAAAUUUCCACUGGAAAUAUUGAAUUUAAAUCAGUUUUCACCCCGUCCGGAUCGUCAUCGUCGGACACCCCGGAGGGACCAGUGAAGGUGACUUGAUUUUUAGUGAGUGAAAAAUAAAAGGAAAUACUGUGAAGUGAAGAUAUAAAAUGAUGGAGACUGCCAAGAUGGAGCCGCUCACUCCCCCCCACACACCCCCAUCGGGUCUUCAUACACACGUGGGGUCACCCCCCCGUUGGAUCCGAGGAAUUCCACCCCAUGGACCGCCACCUCAUCCCCAGCAUCCGAGUUAUCACGCGGCAAUCUUUGAUCACUGGCUGAGAGGUGCUGCGGUGAUGGCAGCUCGUGGAUACUGUCCUCAGACACCAUCUCAUCAUCAUCAGCCACCUCUUCAUCCGGGGCUUACCAUUCCACCGCCUGCCAGCUUUCUCACCAGGCGACUGCCCGGUCAACGUCCCAAGAAACAGUUCAUCUGUAAAUUCUGCAAUCGCCAGUUCACGAAGAGCUACAAUCUUCUCAUUCAUGAGCGAACUCAUACCGAUGAGAGGCCGUACUCAUGCGACAUUUGCGGAAAGGCCUUCAGAAGACAGGAUCAUCUCCGAGAUCAUCGGUACAUCCACAGCAAGGAGAAGCCCUUCAAGUGCACAGAAUGCGGCAAAGGUUUCUGCCAGAGUAGAACCCUCCAGGUCCACAAAGCCCUUCAUCUGGAGCAAUCGCCGCACAAGUGUCCAGUCUGCUCCAAGAGCUUCAAUCAACGAAGUAAUCUAAAGACUCACCUUCUAACCCACACCGAAGUACCCCAGGACCUGCGCGUUGAUCCCCACGAGGUGAUGAUCCACCAGCAGUCGUAUGUUCCCCCGAUGGAGAGGACACCUCCUCCAAAAUUGGGUUUCACCAUCGAAGACAUCAUGAGACGCUAAAACCACAGGAUAUUCUGGGGCUCUGAGAGAAUCCAGGGGUUAUACCGGUGAUAAGGAGAUCAUCUCCACUGUACAUAGACACUUAAUAUAUUCCGUAACUCCUAAUUUAUUGAAUCAAUCCGAAUCAUUCCGAAUCAUUCCGAAUAAAUCCGAAUCAAUACGAAUCAAUCCGAAUCAAUGCGAAUCAUUCCGAAUCAAUCCGAAUCAAUUCGAAUCAUUCCGAAUUAAUCCGAAACAAUUUGAGGACCAGCUGACGUACAUUCUCCCCGAGACAAAGAACCGGAAGUGUCAAGCUAUUUGAAUAACCAUUGGAUAUCCACGAGAUGGCCGAUCUCUCUGAAAAUUAGGACUUUUCAAUGAGAUAAUAUCUGGGAAAGACGUUUUUGUCUUUGUCGUGUUUUUUAGUCGUCUCCAGUGACCUGUAAAUAGUCUCUGGUCAACCCUGGACCACCCAUACUGUACAUAUCCCCCACACCUCGUACAUUUUCCAUCUUAUCGAAACCUUUUAGUCGUUACCUCUCUCCACUCCUCCGUUACCACUAAUUCAAAAGGGUGUAAAUAAUAGGGAUAAGACCAACUCUGAAUGUAUCAUAUCUUCUUAAUGUACAUCGUGUUUAAAACUUAUUGAUGUUAGUUUAUAAUCGAGAGAAAUGUUGAAUUCAUGGUGUACCUACUUUGAGAAGUUACCAAAUCUCAUUCGAAAAUGUGUGAUUGAUUCUACUGAAAUUAGCGUAAUAUUAACUAUCAUAGAUACCAAAUAUAAUGUUAGUUAUGAGUUAAGCUCACCCUAGU
Molecule: messenger RNA, 1723 nt
Organism: Fopius arisanus
Lineage: Eukaryota; Metazoa; Arthropoda; Insecta; Hymenoptera; Braconidae
Gene: odd
Product: protein odd-skipped
Exons: 2
Coding region: 161-931 (256 amino acids)
Biological process (GO): embryo development; embryonic pattern specification; embryonic hindgut morphogenesis
Cellular component (GO): nucleus
Molecular function (GO): RNA polymerase II transcription regulatory region sequence-specific DNA binding; DNA-binding transcription factor activity, RNA polymerase II-specific
Source: RefSeq, a predicted model, not a curated record